This is a messenger RNA of Alnus glutinosa, 1628 nucleotides long. RefSeq names its product IAA-amino acid hydrolase ILR1-like 3. The record is from RefSeq and is a predicted model, not a curated record. The coding region runs from base 16 to 1383 and encodes 455 amino acids. Gene Ontology annotation, cellular component: endoplasmic reticulum. NCBI's taxonomy places the organism in Eukaryota, Viridiplantae, Streptophyta, Magnoliopsida, Fagales, Betulaceae. Gene Ontology annotation, biological process: auxin metabolic process. The transcript has 5 exons. Gene Ontology annotation, molecular function: IAA-Ala conjugate hydrolase activity.
UUCUGUUUGCAGUACAUGAAUACCCACUUCCAAGCACUCUUUUGCCUGUUAGCGAAGCCAUUGUCGUCCACAAAUUUACAAGCAAAGAUGGAAGCUUUCAUGAUCGUCCGCAUUCUUCUACCCAUCUUGCUUCUUUCACUCACCUCCCUCUCUCCAAUCCAGAACUUUCAGGACCCAACUUACGCAACGCAGCUCCAAAGCUCAGCCCAGCAAGACAAAGACUGGUUGGUCUCAGUACGAAGGCAAAUUCACGAGUACCCAGAGCUCAAAUUCGAAGAACAUAAUACCAGCGCUCUCAUCCGCAGAGAACUCGACAAGCUUGGCAUCCUUUACAAAUACCCAAUUGCCAAAACCGGCAUUGUUGCCCAAAUCGGCUCGGGUUCUCCUCCAAUUGUCGCUCUUCGAGCAGACAUGGACGCCCUGCCUUUGCAAGAGCUUGUUGACUGGGAUCAUAAGAGCAAGAUUGAUGGUAAAAUGCACGGGUGCGGACAUGAUGCCCACACGACAAUGCUCCUUGGUGCUGCCAAGUUGCUUAACCAACGGAAAGAUAAACUCAAGGGAACUGUGAGACUUCUUUUCCAACCUGCUGAGGAGGGAGGUGCUGGUGCAUCUCACAUGAUAAAAGAAGGUUCUCUUCGUGAUGCUGAAGCAAUAUUUGCAAUGCACAUUGAUUGCGACAUACCCACUGGAAGUAUAGCAUCCAUUUCAGGGCCUGUCUUAGCUGCUACAUGCAUCUUUGAAGCAAAAAUAGUCGGAAAAGAUGGGAAUGCUGGAGAUCCCCACACUAGUUUGGAUCCAAUUCUUGCUGCAUCAUUUUCAAUUUUGGCAUUGCAACUGCUCAUCUCAAAAGAAACUAAUCCCCUUGAUAGUCAGGUGCUAUCUGUUACUUACGUCAGAGGUGGCACAGCAUUGGAUACAAUUCCACCAUAUGUUGAAUUUGGGGGCACUGUGAGGAGUCUCACAACUGAAGGCUUGCACCACCUAAGGCAACGGUUGAAAGAGGUUAUUGAGGGACAAGCAGCUGUACACAGAUGUAAUGCAUAUAUCGAUAUGAAGGAAGAAGAUUUUCCGCCAUACCCUGCUGUUGUUAAUGAUGAGAGAUUGCAUCUUCAUGUGGGGAGGGUUGGCAAACUUAUGCUUGGUCCUGAAAAUGUCAAGGUUGGCUCAAAGGUCAUGGCAGGUGAAGACUUCGCCUUCUAUCAAGAACUCAUUCCAGGAGUUAUGCUUAGUAUUGGAAUUAGAAACGAGGAGUUGGGUUCAAUUCACUUUCCGCAUUCCCCUUACUUCUUUCUUGAUGAGGAUGUCCUCCCAAUUGGUGCAGCAUUCCUCACUGCUCUUGCCGACAUAUAUUUGAGUGAGCACCAAUACCCAGUCCUGCAAUAAAAUUUCAGAAUAUGGCGUGGAUAACAUCAAAUACUAAUUCCAUAAUGCUGCAUGCCCUGAAAUUUUCUGGAUAUUCAAGGAAAAUGUAAAUAUGUUUGUGAACAGGAAGUAACAAGAUUCCAUUCGCUUACCAGAUUAGUACUCGUGAAUAUUCUUGUAUGGGAUAUCCGGCCUUGCCCUAUCAGGUUUUCGGUAUUCAUUGUGCAGCAAAGUGAUUCAGAAAUAAAAUUUCACCUACAAAUCCA